Neltuma alba is the source of this 1069-nucleotide messenger RNA. RefSeq names its product 50S ribosomal protein L7/L12-like. Gene Ontology annotation, molecular function: mRNA binding; structural constituent of ribosome. The record is from RefSeq and is a predicted model, not a curated record. Lineage: Eukaryota; Viridiplantae; Streptophyta; Magnoliopsida; Fabales; Fabaceae. The transcript has 2 exons. Gene Ontology annotation, cellular component: ribosome. Bases 325 to 903 code for a protein of 192 amino acids. Gene Ontology annotation, biological process: translation.
CUCCAUCUCCAUCUCCAUCUCCAUCUCCAGUCUCCACUUUGUUCUCCAUUCUCCAAGUCUCGUUGGUGCCGUUCACCAUCUCCAGCUCCGACCUCGCACGGUCGGACCUCACAAGCCACAGUAUAACCGUCGUUCACUCUCCAGCUCCGAGCUUGCACGGUCGGCCGUUCGCACAUCAUCCCAAUCCCCGGAUCUAACCUCUCAUCCUCCUCAAUCCUCAUUUAGCCCGUGCGCCGUCAAUAGGGGGUGAAGCAAAUACUAUGUUGGAAGAGAAACUUUCCCCUGCAUUUUGAUUCUGAGUCGCAAUCUUAAUUGAACGGAAACAUGAGGUUUACUGUAAUUUCCAGAUUACUCCCUCGUCGCCACAAUUUGCCCAGCACAUGUGCACUUGGGAAUUCUCGUGCAUUCCAACCCGAUUUUGUACCCAGAGAUCCAAAAGCCAAACCAAAAAAGUACAAAAUCCCUCAAUUUUAUGAUCCAUAUGGCCCCAGACCUCCUCCCUCGGAGAAAGUUGUUCAGCUUGCAGAGCGAAUAGCGGCAUUGCCUGAUGAAGAACGCCGUCAAAUUAUGCCUACUUUGGCAGAAAGACUAAGGCUUCCGAAGUUGCAGCCAAUUUCAACUGAAGGCUUGGACUUGGCUCCACAAGGUGGUGCGGCUGGACCGAAGGCUGAGGAGAAAAAAGCAGAAAAAACAGCAUUUGACGUCAAGUUGGAAAAGUUUGAUGCUGCUGCAAAGAUCAAGGUGAUUAAGGAGGUCAGAACAUUUACCAACCUGGGUUUGAAAGAGGCGAAAGAUCUCGUUGAAAAAGUACCUGUUGUGCUCAAACAAGGGGUGACUAAAGAAGAGGCAAAUGAGAUGAUAGAAAAGAUUAAAGCUGCUGGAGGAGUAGCAGUUAUGGAGUAGGAUAUUUUGAAGCAAAGAAAACUAAACUAAACGCUGUAGGUUGAGGCAAAUGAAUUACAAUUUGAUAUUGUUUUGAGAAUUUUGCUGUAGGUCAAUCUUUUUAAAUGGUUCUGUGAUGAACUCAAAAAUUAUAUCAGCCGGUUACCAGUUGUAUUCUUAUACUCCA